AUGAAAAUUGAUCGGAAAAAGAUUGUGAAUAGAUGUGGGUAUGACCAAAACGAAUGCAUGCUCCUUGCCAAGCGGCUUUCUGAGUGUUCAGAUGAAGACUUCUUGAAGGAAUUACGAAAGAUUAAGGUCUGGAACUAUGGAAAGUGUGAGCUGGGUCUUUGGGCUGACAUUCUUGAUCGCCUUGAUGCAAUCCUUGAAGAUGUGACUUCAAAAGUUGGUAUGUGGACUCUUAAGGUUGACGCCCCCGGAAACGACCAUCUUGUAAAAGAUGUCGUUACCGUACUUGAGUUCACCAGUCAUCUCAUUGAACACAGUAUCUACCGUUGUCUUUAUGGGUCAUGGAGCCAUAUUCUCGCACUUUUUGCCACUUCAAACAUGGAUAUCCUACUAGCAGUUCUCGGCCUUGCUUAUAAUUUUAGUAAAAGGAGCAACUACUUCUCUCGACUCGAUCCGAGUAACAGGUCAUUGAUCCUUGAGCGACUUGUAUCGAUUGCUGAGUCAUGGGGGGGCGUCGAGAAUGGCUUUGAUCUUGCCUCUUGCUGUCGAAUGGAUCAUUAUCCUCCAAACGCUGGGAAAGUAACCUUUGAAUACUAUCCUGAUAAUGAGCUUGACGGACAACCGGGUUUCUUGUCUCGACCACUUGUUAUUGAUGAGUGUCUCAAAAAUUGCACCAAGUCUCCUUCCGAAGUCAUGGAGGAAUUACUGAAGGUUCAUCCCGUUCCACUAUCGAAGCAAACGGCUCUUUUUGCUCGAAUUCGUCUGGCUGUGUACUUUUCAGACCCUGAAAAACGCCUCAAGUGCAUCAAAGCUCGUCUGCAAGCCAUUUCCACACUUUGUACUACUUUCAUUUUAUCGACUCAUACUGACUUUCUCUUAGGUUACACUUUCGAGUUUGACGACCGUCUGAUUUACUUUGGGCUGGUUGAUGAGUUAGUGGAUGUCCUUCAGCUUCCUGAUGGCGAAGUCAUGUCCAUAAAAGCUUGUGCUCUCCGUACUAUGACGGCCAUUUUCAAUCUCCAACGUCUUAACGUGAAUCUCAUGACCAUUCUUGAAUCAACCGGGAUGGCCAAUUUUCAUGGCGCUUUGCCCACACGCAUUAGGCGAUGGAUCCAGGGUCUAGUGGAUGGCACCUGUGAUGCCUCGGGGGGCAGUGUCAACCAACAGUACACCAUUGCCCUACUCUCUUUUCUCUAUCAUCUGGCAGCUUUUGAACAGAACUUGAGCUCGGGAAAUGCCCAUGGUAUGAGUUUGCGAACGAUGAAUUCCAGUGGGAUACUGGACUCCAUGCUGCAGUUAAUAGCCUGGCAUGUGCCACGCAACGACUGUCUGAGUUAUGUUACUCGUGCGGUACGCGUUACUGACCAAAUUCUUUCCAGUAUUGUCUCCAAUCGUCAGCUUGUCCUCGACCGUCUCGUCGACAGGCUGGACUAUGAAGCUGAGCUUGUUCUCCGCCCCCCACCUGAGCUAGCCAAAGCCGGGGCGAGUAAUAGCCAGACCUCACCUCUUGGUGUGCUGAACACUCAGCGCUCCGGCCUCAUGAAGUCUAUGCUGAAUUUGUUGAAACGUCUCUGUCUCGAGGCAGACUGGUACGAGUAUCUGCGCGCUGCAAUGUCUGGCAAUCUUCCCGUCGUCCUACGUAAGAUCUACAGCAACCGUGUCUUCCACGCUACUCCUCAUCUCGUACUCUUUGCCAUGGAAACCAUCACUAAUUACAUCUACACCUACCCAUCAAGUAUCUCUUAUAUGCAGGACAAGGGUGUGACCUCUGACAUUCUGUCCGCCUUGAUGGAGAAUCCUUUGCCUCAGAGUCGCGACUUCCUUGUCCACCUGCCCUCAAUUCUACGCACUCUAGCGCUGAAUCCACGAGGUCGCACAGCCCUCUCCUCGAGUGGAGUAUUGCAGAAAUACGUGGAGACCCUGGUGAGCCCCGAAUACCUGCCUACAAUGAGGGCAAAGCGAUUGCGUGACUUCCUCUCUCAGAUCAGCUAUAACCUCUCCAUCGCUGCCUCUGCUGUGGGUCAAAACAAUCCCACUAACAAUCUUACAGCGAGCCAAAUGAGUACCUCACUACAUGAACUUAUGCGGAUGCACUCCGACAUCCGUGGUAUUGUUUUCAACUCCAUUUUAAAGUGCUUCACGAAGAUCGUCGAGAUGGGUAAGACUCCGGCCUCGCUGAUUCCCACCACCAGUAUCGACAGCACUCCUCCGGGAAUGCGUGGAGGCUCCAGUGCGAACUCCAACACUGCAACCUCCACUACUGUGGUGGCAGGAACAUCCACUCGGUCUACUUCCGACAUUCACCCUCCAGUUCGGGUCCGUCAUCGAGCUAGAUCUCCAGAUGAGGAUGAAGUCGUCGACGUCGAUGUGGAUGUAGUGGACGAUGAAGAUGAAGAAGAGGAAGAAGAAGAAGAGGGUGCCUAUCUUGAUGCUGAAGUGGAAGAUGUGAACAUGCUUCUAUCCGGGAGUGAUGGGGCUGGUAGUGAUGUGGAUAACCCUCAGCAUUCUCUUUCUAUCACCGUAUUGGCAACUCCAACCUCUCCGGAGCAUGUAUCGUUUGGUGGAGGCGCUAAUACGAUCACAACAACUACCGUUCCCGCUGCUAGUACCACAGCCUCCACCUCUGUAGCCACUCCCAUGGAGGUUGAUGAAGAAGAGGGCUCACAGAACAUCUCUGAUUUCAUUCUCAACGUGAGCAAGUUCAUGGAGCGCCUUCACUCAUUCUUCAUGCAUGUCAACGACCUCACCCCUUACCAACUGCAUUCACGGGCAGGGGUGCAGGUGUUGUGCGAUCUCCUCCUCAUGCCUGGUUUACCUUUUGAUUUUCCUGUCUCCUUCUCCUGCGCCACCUUCUGCAAGUCCAUUGACCAACUGCUCAACUACAUGUCCGUGGAGGAUGUUGUUGAACCUAUUCUAGAGACACUGGAGAAGUCGAUUCAACGAGCAAAGGACUUACGCGCUGGUCUCACUUCCGCAAUAGACGUCACUAGUAUGCACCAUAGUAGUAGCAGCGAAGCACCAACAUCCUUGCUUCUUGCAGAGUUUAAUGCUGGACGAACUCAACUGCUCCACGAGCUUGUCUGCAUCUCAUCCAUCAUCUGCGUGGUAGUGCAAAUUAUUAAUCAUCUCAAGCCAGAGAUGCGGGGCAUCUUCGGUAAUCUCUGGAGUGAGAAGGAAUUUCUUCGCGAUUUGGGAGAGCUUUACCAUGAGGUCCUAUGGGAGGCAACGAUUCUCCUCACUUCCAUCCGAGAUGAGCAGGAACUCUCUUCUUCUGCUACCACCUCAACAACUGCCAGCAAAUCUGCCAAUACCGGUAUCGCAAACAAUGUUGGAGUUCCCGGUGGCAGUAGUGGUUGUGGAGAUGUUUGUGGUGGUCUCCCCGACGCUUUGGAAAGGAGUCUCUUUCCGCCCUUUGUCGAAACUCUGAGCAUCUUCAAAAUCAUCUCUCCCCAGCGUAACAACUCCGGGACUCCGAGUGAUGCGCAUCAUAUCCUCUACGUGUCUUCCUUCAUUAUCAACUCUGUGAAUGAGUUGUGCACUACCCUAACUCGGUUCUGCAUCCUAUUUCCUCCCCCUCCACGUCGUUUCAUCAUGCAGUUCUCCAACCCGCCACCCCAGGACGCUCUAUCCACAUCCGCCCGAUCAGCCAUCCUGGGACGCGUCGCUCUCUUCAUGGCAGACAGACUGCUCUGGCAGCCCCCCACACCACCACCACCGCCCAGGAUGGUCAACGCAUUGUGGUAUUCAGCCUUCCAGCUGAUUCAUCUUUUUCUCUUUGGGACCUCUACUAACCGCAUGCCCAGCGUGUUGAUGCUAAAGACCUUUUCCAUGCUGGGUGGUAUCGGCUUCCUCUUCGAGUCCUUUAACGACUUCGUUGCUAAUGCAAUGGCGGUUCCUCUAGAUAAAGAAACCGUGGGAAAGGUGGUUGAGGGCUGGCUUGCCUGUGCCGACCGUCUUGCUGAUGUCUCUGCACUGAAGGCGGAGGUUCAGCGUCUCAGCGAGACCGACUUCAUCGGAUUCGAUUUGGAUAAGUACUCUCACUACUUGUAUCGCCGCAUCCUCGAACCCCUUUGUCUUAUCUGUCGUCCCGGUUUUAUUGAGUUCCUAACCAAAAAGGGAGUGGAGCACCUUUUAAGCAUCUUCAAGAACGUCGUUCCUAUCAUCUUUACCCCCGCCUCCGAGGUCACCUCGUCUUCUCGCAUUAGUUGUGACGAAAGCAAUGCCCAAAUUUCGACGCCAUCGACUUCAACUGGAGAGGGUAGGGGUAAGGAGCAUGCGGAGGUGGAUCCAGUUGAGAUGGAUACUAUUAGUGAUAUCAUAUCUCCUCCUUCCACCGAAGCUCUCGAGGAGUUGGGCUUCACAAUGGUUGAUUUUUUGAACGCCUUUGGAACGGAAAGCACAACGAAUCGGAUCCGUGAUUUGCUUAGCAAGCGGCCGUCUGCGAAGCUGCACCCACCUCUUUCGUUUGAGACGUCACGGCAGCGAAGUGCAUUUCUCAGGUCGAAACUCUUUAACGCCUGCCUCGAAAUAGCCAAACUGCAUGAUGGAGAUGAGGUGCUGCAACAGAUCGCCGACGUGUUGCUCUCCAACAAAGACGAUUUGCACUGUGUCUCGGAGCUAGUUCGCAUCAUUACUGGUGAUGGAACUGAGCAUGUUUGCAUUGAUGCCCCUCUCACGUCUCCCGAAUACUCCUCUACGAAUGUUGAAGUAGCAAUGCACCUCCUUGCUCUUUUCUUCACCCGUUGUCGCUUCGUCUGCGUUCGUGCAUUCAACCGGUAUCGCUUGCCCGAUUUCCUCUACAACCUUAUCACAGGUCGCCUCUGGCCCUCUGCUUCCUCAUUUCCCUUCCGGUCUAAACUCUUCACCCUUGCUGCUCUCCUGCUCGAACAAUACGUACACAUGGCUACGGCUCUGCGUCUGCGUCAGCGUCAUAUCAAGCUCUACGCAGACCGUCACAGCUGGGCUUGGUUCGAUCAUAUUGCGAAACAAUGGCAUGGUUACUGUCCCGAGGAAUUCCGUCUUGCCGAUCGAGCCUUUCAUGAUGGUGUCUAUCGCUUUACCUACGAAGACAGGAAGACCAAUGUAGUUGAAUUUUACCCCUUAUUGUUGGCUCCCAGUGAGAGAAAUAGCACGCGUCCCAUCGCCCUCCUGCCCAAACUACCGUCUUUCAGCGCGGAAUCUGAAGUGCCGUCAGUGUCGGAGGCUCAGUUCAAUCUCACUGAUUAUGAGCGCUAUAUUCUGCGUGAUGAAGAAGAAGUACCGUCAGAGCCCCUUUCCUCUACACAGCGACAUUAUCUUUGUCUCUCUCUGCUCGAGCACUUCAAAGAUAGUAGACUAGAUUCUAAGUGUACUGAUGCCUUUCUGCGUCUUUUGCUACGCCUCGCGGCUAGUAGCUUUGAUGAUGUGGAUACCCUUAUGGGUGGAGACGUGCUUCGUAUCCUCUUUGAUUUUCCCUUCGAGACGGGAUUCGCUUCGCAGUACUCCGCCUUUGUAGGACAUCUAAUUCGACAACUCUUUGAUGAUAAGGCGUCGCUGACCGCGAGCAUGCGCCAGGUUAUUGGACAGUUCUUCCAUGGUGGCUCGCCACUGUUGCAUUGGUGUUAUCGUGACCUGUUUUAUACACUCUCCAUUCUCAUUCCCCUGAUGGCUAAAAAUGAAGAAGUCGCUCUGAGUCUCCUUAAGGAGCUUUCCGUAAUCGAUAUUGCUGAAGGGAGUCUAAAAGAUGGCGUUCCGUCAAACUCUCUCUUGAUGUCAUUGGACCCAGCAGUGGAUGAUCCUAAGGCCUUUUCUGUAGAACUGACCGACCGACAGAAAAGCAUUGUCUCCGUUCUCGUUAAUCGUAUUGUUAAAGAAUCGCGGCGUUCUGAUGAUUCUGGGGAAGAUUCGACGGUGGCCGGAACAACUGAUUUGAACGUCAAUACGAAAGAUGAUGUUCCUCCUGUAAAGCGCGCUUUGACUAGCUCUCAUCUAACUAAGUCGGAUUAUCUGCGUUAUCUCACUGAUCUAGUGAUGACCUCUCGAGGCGUGGUGGAGUUCGUUGCAAAGUACAAUGUCACGACUCACCAAACUUUGCUUAACUACCUCUUCAACCAAGAAUUCUCGGAUUCUUCAAGCAUGGAUCUAACUAUUCUCUUGCUGGAGACUAUUCUCUUUUGCUCCUCCUCCACUACACAGAACACUAUCAUUGUCGAAUUCAAGGCCUCGCUGAAAUAUCUUAUUGCUUCGGGUUCCAUGUCCAUCUCUAAUAAUGAUGGUUUUGACAAAAAUCAGCGAAUUAUAUCCCACAUGCGUUUUCUUGAAUGUGCUCUUGCUCUUCCUUACCCUCUUCAAAGCACUAUUAUUCGUCAUCUUUACAAACGCCAAAUUCCUGCUGACGUGGCCAGGUUGAUCGCCAUAGUGCACUGCAAUGUGAGCAACAGUGUCGCUGCAUUGAAUGGGGUGGUUAAGGUCCUUGACGACCUCUCUGUUCUCGAUCGGCAGAUUUUGCGUCGCAUUACUCAGCUAGAACAACAGUUCAAGCGUGCAUCCACCUCGGUGGCGGAAAACCAUGUAUCUGUGGUAACCACAGUUGCGGAUUCUAUGAUGCAUACAGCAGCAGAGACCACUCAACCCGUGGCUUCGGCUCUAGCCCCAUCAAUCGUUGGAAUUGGUGACUCUGUUCACCCUGCUCCAGCUGCAGCGACGACAUCAUUGCCAGCUGGAAGCAGUUUGCAGCAGCGGAAUUCUUCUACACCCAACCGGCAUCAUGUUACAGAGGAGGGUGAUACGUGGGCUUUGGCAGAAGACACCAGUGAAAUGGAGGACACCACUGUAGAGGAUAGUAACGCUAUUCUCAUCCUUGAUGAAGUCGUCGUCAAUCCCAGGGCAGGAGAAAGUAGUGGCGAUGGUGGUAAUAGGGACGUUGGUGAAGACGACGACAACACUGACGACGUUCGACGAAUUAACGACUCUUAUGCCGAGGAAGGUGAAGACGGCGAUAGCUACCAUGAUCUUGAGGACGCGGAGGGUGAUGAUGAUGAGGAGGAUGAUGGAGAGGAUGGCGAGGAUGAGGAAGAUGACGAAGAAGAUGAAGGAGGAGAUGAUGCUGACACGACAGAUGAAAUCGAUGAGGAAGAUGAGAGGGGUCCUUAUGAAGACCACUCUAUGGACCAAGAGGUGGAUGUUGACGAUCUGGUUGAAGCGCAAUCCACUGACAACGGCCCAUCGAAUCAACACAACAAUAUGAUGAUCACUUUAGUAAACGAAGUGUUCAAUGUUGUGGACAGCGCAAUCGAUAGUAUUAGCGGUGGUGUUGGUGUUGGUGGCAGUAUCAGGAGCACACAAAAUCACCGACGUUCGGGUGGUGAUAUAGAACGCGGUCUUAUACUCCAUUUUACUCCAUUUGCUGGGAAUGAUAGUGUUACCAACUGGGGAUCGAGUACCCAUCAUCCUGUUGUUGUCGGCGGUGAUCGGUUGUAUGACUUCGCUGGCCCUCGUAGUACCAUGGACUUCCCCCAUAUGCACCAUAGUUCAUUUUUCCUGAAUGAUUCUCACUUUGUUGGCGGAAGCAGCGGCGGUGGUAGUGGUGGUGUUAGCAAUCUUAAUUCUGCCAUCCGGCAUCCUAUUAUAGCCCUUCCUCCUCAAAAUCCUUUUCUUCAAGCCUCCGAGAGUUCAGCCCCUGUGGCUUUGCGUUCUGUCAAUGGUGGAAUGAACGAUGCAACCACGACUAUCAGCCUUCGUUCUCUUCGAGCUCAUCCGUCUUCUCGACGUGAUUCCAACGCCAUCUCCUCAGCUGUUCUUACUCUCUACCCACAAAGCCAUCGUGGAGGUGGCAGUGGUGGUGGUUACGGACGCAUGGCUGGUAACCAGGCCACAACCCCUAUCCUUGUUCGCACCAAUCUUGGGUCUUCAAUCCAACCUUCAACCUACCUCCAAGCAGCGCAAUCUUCCCUGUUAGUUGGGCAAGGCGCGAUGCAGUACAACACAUUUGUCUAUGACAACCCCAAUAGCGUGCGUUCCAAUCGACGCCGUACUGCACAAAACUCUACCGCCGGUCUUACACAGCGAAAGUCUAUGGAUUUAUCGGAAUCAGAAGGGGAUAAGGUUGUGUGGGAGAUGCUCACGGAUUUCUGUGAAUUCCAGUGUUACACAGUGGCUGAGAGCCUUAGACUAGCUGGUUUCAGUGGUGUUGGUGCUACUGGUGUUACAGCCCCGCUCAGCCUAUUCUUUAAUAUGCUCAAUACUUAUCGUCAUUUCGUCGAAUUGGCGCUAAUUCUUUGUGGUCAAGAAAUUAUGGACAUGGUAAUGAUUGCAAGGCAUGAGGUUGGAGUAGUGGCAGUGCAACGAAGAAAUGAAGAGUAUGCUCGGCGCCUAGCAGAAUACCGGCGGGAGCUGUCACCGCGUAAACAAGAGGAACAUACACAACCGGAAGCUUUGGUUGGCGGCCAUGGGGCUGCUUUAAUGGAUGAGCUUGCUGAAACCACACCUUCGCCGUUGGUUCGACCCAGUAAUGCGCGCAGAUCUGACGCCAUCGACUCGGAUAUCGACUCGCUUCAUGAUGAGGGGGAAUCUUUACAACUUUUUCCUGCUCUUCUGAACUCUCCAAACUCUCCAUCGAAUGGAAGAAAUACUGACGAAGGUCCAGCAGCAACGGUAGACGUGGUAACCGAGACAACCACUUCUCCAACCGCCACAAAUUCAGCAUCUAGGAGUGCUGAUCCGUCGGUUCCUUCGACAUCUGCUCCGUCAGCUUCUGAACUUCAGGCACAACCUCCUCAGAUCCGAGUUCCAGUCACGGACGAGGAGAUUGUUGCCUCCAUGGUCUCUGAAGGCAUGGACCCUUCGUUCUUGGAUGCUCUACCUGAAGAAAUGCGACGUGAGCUGAUGACAGAGCAUCAGCGCACUGUUCGUCUUCGCUCUCAACUUUCUUCCAUGCAAAGCAGCAUGCCAGAUCACGUGGACGAGGCCUUUUUGACCAGUCUUCCUCCCAACAUCCAGGAAGAAGUGCUGGCUCAGGUUCGGCAGACUGCUGUGUCGUCAGGCGCCGAUGCGGGUGCUGGACCCUCAAACGCGGCAGUGGUUGCUGCUAAUGGCUCAUCCACUCUGGGGGAUGAGAGUAAUAACAACAACUCUUCCUUCCUCGCCUCCCUACCACCUGCGUUACGACAUGAGAUCUUUACUGACAUGGAGGAUUUCCAAAUUGACCUUCUACCUGCUGAGAUGCAGCAAGAGGCACGUCGACUACGUCGUCACGCGUUAGAGCAAACCGCUAGACAGGAUAGUCGUUCACAAAGUCACCGCAAUCAGAACCAAUAUCGUCCUCUUCCUAGUCGUCUUUUCCCUGCAUUCUUUGGCCCUGUUAAUCCUCCCGAUUCCAAUGAUGCACAGUGGAGAGUGAAUCGAAGCUUUCAGGGGCGUGGUGGAAGCCAUUUGAGCCCUCUAUCGGCCGCAACAUUAAAUGGACUUCAAAGUUUUUUCACUUCUGCUUUGUCGACACGUAGCCAGAGCGGAUUGAAACCCCUCCUGGACCACGAGGGAUUAACCUGCAUCAUCACACUCAUCAUUACCUGUUCCACAUCGCCUUCAUUGCGACGUAACAUCUUCCCGACUCUCAAGCGCUUGUUACAAAACCUCUGCUCUCACCAACCUACGCGGAUUGUGAAGCAGCUCUCGGAAACACCACUUUCUCCCUCUUCCGCCUUAGCUCAUUCGAACACUAAUACCAUCUUUGGAGCUGGUUUUGAGGCUGCAAUGGGCUGUUGGGUGAGGAAUCUGCAGCCCUUGGCCAACGGCCUGUUUGUGGUGCAUCCGCAGGCUGCGAACUACGUCUGUUUCAUUGUAUUGGAUGUUCUUGCCGAUUUGGCGCAGUCAUCUGCCUCUCAUUUCUUCCCCUUAACUCUUGACUCCUCUGUCUUCUCAACGGGUGACUACGAGCCCGCUGAUGUAAAGACAGAUUUCUGGGAUGUUGUUUCUCGCCUUAGUCGUGGCAGUGGGCCUAGUAGCAGUAGUAGCCCGCGCAAGUCCCUCUCAAUCAGUCCCGCUCGACCCCGUUCCACGACAACUGUCCCACUAAGUCGCAGUCGUGUAAGUGAUUUGGUGGAUGCUACCACACCUCCAGUUGACUAUUUCUCCCAUCUGGUUGGUCUGCUACGACAUCCGGUUGUCACCUCGCGACCUGUGUUGCAGGAGAAGCUUCUCUUUCUCCUUGUUCGUGUUGUAGAUGAAUUUUUUAGGGCAAACGAACAACCGACUAGUGGAAACUCACCCAGACGACGAAGUGGAGUUGUUGCUGGCUCCCGAGUCUUGGGAGAUUUUUCACCCAGUGAAACGGCAGUCGGAAUGCAGCCUUCCACUGCUACCACUGCCAAUACUGCCGCAGAAUCGAACAAUUCAACAACGCCCAUAACGAGCCUUAUCGCUCCACUAAGCCCUUCUGUGAUCCAGAGUCUCUGUGACUUCGUUAUGGCUCGAAAUUCCACCGAGCAGUCUCGAACUCUAGCAACCUGGCUCAUUAUCCUCAUGUCGCGUGCCAACAGCAGCACAAGAGAACGCUUCUUCCAUGUUCUUGCUAUAGGAGCCUGCGAAUUAGCGCAGAUUCUUGAAGGACAACUGUCUGCCGUAAUUGAAGAAAUCAAUCUGCUUUCUCCGAGCUCUAAGUAUCGUCGUCAUCAACGUGGAACAAGCGGUAACAACUCUGGAGGUGGUGGAAGUGGUGAUGGUCCCUCUACCAGCUUUGGCCCAGGUCUCCAGCAUUCUGCAUCCAUGACUCGCCUCCCCGACAGGUUUGGUUCUCCUGGUGCUUCUGUGUUUGUUGGUGGACCUUCUACAUCCCUUGCACCACCACCACCUGCUCCCACGGGUGGGGAACUAGAACUGGCUUCUCUUCAGCCUCUCCUCACUUCACGCAGUCCACAAUCACGUUUUUGUCGAAUACUCCGCCUCAUGCUCCACCUGUCCUUUCCACCUGACGUAUCUAUGCAAUCAAUGGAAGCGCUGUCUUCUCUUUGGAGACGUCUCAGUGUGACACUUGAUUGCCUCCAGGAAACUAGCGACGCCAACACUGUUCUCCUCUUCCAACCCCUUGUCGAGUGUUUGUGCCUGGCUCACGCUAGUCCCUCGCAAACCACUUGUGUUAAUGUCUUCCACUCGCCUUUCUCUGGGUUAUCCCGUCGUGGAGCUGUUGGUGGGGGACUUGCUUCCUGGACGGGCAUUGAUCUGCCCAUCAGCCUAAACAACGGUUUUUCUACAGAGGAUCAGAACAUAAUCCUGUUCGACGGCUUUCCAGAGAUUCCCCCUACUACAGAGACUGUGUCCGGGACCAGUCCCCAGAUCGACCUUACGCGUCCGAUGUCACCACCGGAUUGGACUAUGACAGAUACUACAGAAUGUACUGAAAGAGCGUCUACUUCGAGAGAUGUAAAUUUCCCCUCUUCAAACACAAAUCUAAUCGCAUGGUUUGCGGAAAAGCAUAGAGUCGGAUUGAACCACAUCUUGCGUCACUACGUGGGCAACAUCAGUGAGUCGGCGUUCACGGUGUUUCUAAGUCAGCCCAAGUGCCUAGACUUUGACGUUAAGCGGCGUUUCUUCCGUCAACGCUUCCAAUCCCUGCGUGCAAGGUCUCCGCAACCUAGGUCAGAGGAAGAACCUUUGGUAGUCUCACGAGAGCGCAUCUUCGAGGACACUUUCACUCGAUUACACUCUAGAGGCGCCGAUGUGUGGAAACACAAGUUCGUUAUUCGCUUCCAGAAUGAAGAAGGUCAAGACGCAGGAGGCCUAUUGAGGGAGUGGUACCUCCUGAUGAGUAGGGAGAUUUUCAACCCCAACUACUGCCUCUUCCGAGUGUCGCCGUCGGAUCGCGUCACAUACACCAUUAAUCCGGCGUCAUUCAUUAACAGUAACCAUCUAAGCUACUUCCGAUUUGUUGGCCGCUUCAUAGCCAAGGCUAUCUACGAUAACAAACUGUUGGAAUGCUACUUCACUCGCUCCUUCUAUAAACACAUUCUCGGUCGACGUGUUAGGUUUACAGAUCUAGAAAGUGAGGAUUACGACUUUUAUAAGGGUUUGGAAUACCUAUUGACGCACCAUGUCUCCGAGUUGAACUAUGAAAUUACCUUCUGUACUGAGAUCAAUGAAUUUGGCAAGAAUGAAACGCGCGAUCUGAUUGAGAAUGGACGUAACAUUGUAGUGACAGAGGCCAACAAACACGAAUACGUGCGUCUGGUGUGUCAGGAACGUAUGACCGGUGCUAUUCGGCAGCAGUUGAGCGCCUUCCUGGAGGGCUUCUAUAGCAUCAUUCCCAAGAGUCUAAUUAACAUCUUCAACGAACAAGAAUUGGAAUUGCUCAUCUCGGGUCUCCCCAACAUCGAUAUCGAUGAUUUACGUGCCAACACCACCUACUCGAAGUACCAACCCACUUCGCCACAGGUAGAGUGGUUUUGGCAGGCUCUGGAAUCCUUCGAUCAGGAGGAUCGGGCUCGAUUUCUACAGUUCCUCACGGGCACGAGUCGAGUGCCUCUGGGUGGCUUCGCCAACCUCGAAGGUAUGCAUGGACCCACAAAAUUCCAGAUUUGUCGGGCAGCUGUCUCGAGCACCAACCAUCUUCCUUCUGCUCACACCUGUUUCAACACUCUGGAAUUGCCACCCUAUGAAUCUUACGAGCAGUUACGGAAGCGUCUCCUGACUGCUAUUCGAGAGUGCUGUGAGGGGUACGGAAUGGCCUAA
Molecule: messenger RNA, 12696 nt
Organism: Hydatigera taeniaeformis
Lineage: Eukaryota; Metazoa; Platyhelminthes; Cestoda; Cyclophyllidea; Taeniidae
Source: the annotation of a GenBank genome assembly